Molecule: messenger RNA, 1023 nt
Organism: Juglans microcarpa x Juglans regia
Lineage: Eukaryota; Viridiplantae; Streptophyta; Magnoliopsida; Fagales; Juglandaceae
Exons: 2
Coding region: 300-932 (210 amino acids)
Source: RefSeq, a predicted model, not a curated record
CUCUCUCUCUCUCUCGCUCUCACAUGAGAGCUAGCUGGCGACUUCUCAAUAUUUUUCUUGGUUGUUCUAGUUAUUUCCCUCAUGCUCACAUAUCAUGAUUUUCCCUGGCACACAGGAUUGUUUAUUAAUUUCCUGGAAUCGGAUCGAUUCCCUUUGAGCUUUAAUUUUCCCGGAAAUAAUUUCUAAGCGGAUCUGAUCAUAAGGCUUUCGUGGAUCUUUCUGGGAUUACAUGACAUGGGGCAGGCAGGCUCAGGCCAGCUUUAAGUUUUCGUGAAGAACAUUAGUAGCAAAGCACAGUGAUGGAUGUUGAAGGAAAAGCUUUGAAAGCAGGUGGAUCGAGUUCGAGUCCAAGUCCGGCUUCAUCUAGGAAGCGCAGAAAGACUUGUUGUUUAGCGGUGAUCGGCACUAUAAUCGGCAUCGUGUUAUUGAUUGUCAUAUUGGCUUUCACGGUGUUCAAAGCCAAGCGUCCGGUGACCACUUUCGACGACGUGAGCAUCAAAGACCUCGACUUUUACAUCGACAUUGCCAGGUUCGCCGUUCGCUUGAACGUCACUCUGGAUGUCGAUGUCUCCGUCAAGAAUCCCAACAAGGUCGGCUUCCAGUACUCCAACUCCACCGCCCUCCUCAACUAUAGAGGCGAGCUUGUCGGUGAAGCCCCACUGCUCGCCGACAAGAUAUCUGCUGGCGAAACCAAGCACAUGAACCUGUCGGUCACCGUCCUUGCAGACCGCUUGCUCUCCAACAUGACUGAGAUUUUCUCCGAUGUCACCUCCGAUGUCCUACCCCUCAGCACCUACAUCAAACUUUCUGGGAAAGUCAAAAUCCUUUUCUUUAAAAUCCACGCCACUACGUCCACAUCUUGUGAUUUCAAUAUCUACAUCUCCAAUCGAACUAUUAGCGAGCAACGCUGCGAGUAUAAGACAAAACUUUAGGUAUUAAUAGUUAGUACUCUCUUUUUUUUUUCCUUCGUCCUCAUACUGUCAUACAGUCAAUAUCUUCUUAUUUUACUUUAUAUUUUCAUUC